Messenger RNA from Danio aesculapii, 3374 nucleotides. It is a transcript of the gene ints4, whose product is annotated as integrator complex subunit 4. Bases 39 to 2972 code for a protein of 977 amino acids. The record is from RefSeq and is a predicted model, not a curated record. Gene Ontology annotation, biological process: snRNA processing. The transcript has 23 exons. NCBI's taxonomy places the organism in Eukaryota, Metazoa, Chordata, Actinopteri, Cypriniformes, Danionidae. Gene Ontology annotation, cellular component: integrator complex.
GAGUUGGAGCGCAGCCGUGUUGAAGCAUAAACACAGCGAUGGCAGCUCAUCUGAAGAAACGAGUUUAUGAGGAAUUCUCUAAAGUUUCUCAGCAGGUGACUCUCGAGGAGGUUCCUUCAAAGAAGCUUCGGCUGACCAAACCCAGUAAAUCUGCGGCUCUUCACAUUGACCUGUGUAAAGCCACCAACCCCACAGACGCCCUGCAGUACCUACUGAGCUUUGCACGCAAACCUGUGGAGGCCGAGAGCGUGGAGGGAGUGGUGCGCAUACUGCUCGAGCACUAUUAUAAGGAGUCUGAUAACUCGGUCAGGCUGAAGAUCGCAUCUCUGCUUGGUUUAUUAUCAAAAACACAAGGCUUUGCUUCAGACUGCAUAGUGGAUGAUGCUAUAAACACGCUGAACUCUGAAAAGUCUCAUCAGGUUCUGGCGCAGCUUCUGGACACUCUGCUGAUCAUCGGUACUCAACUCCCUGACAAGAUCGCUGUCAUUCAGAGGCUCAUAGAUGUAGCGUGCAAGCAUCUGUCGAGCACUUAUUUUGGUGUGAGAAAUAAGUGUCUCCAGCUGCUGGGCUGUCUAGGUACAGUUGAUAAGCCUCUCAGUAAAGAGACUGAUGCGGCAGCCGGAGCACAAACAUCUGCCGUACGGGAUGUGCUGAGUGUGAUCAGCGACUAUUUUCAGGAUCAGGACCCUCGUGUUCGCACCGCCGCCAUCAAAGCCAUGCUGCAGCUACAUGAAAGAGGGAUGAAAAUUCAGCAGACUAUUUACACCCAGGCCUGUAAGCUCUUGAGUGAUGAUUAUGAGCAGGUUCGUUCGGCAGCAGUGCAGAUGGUUUGGGUCCUGAGCCAGCUUUAUCCCGAGAGUAUUGUUCCCAUCCCAUCUUCCAAUGAGGAGAUUCGGCUGGUGGACGACUCCUUUGGGAAGAUCUGUCACAUGGUCAGCGACGGCUCGUGGGUGGUCAGAGUGCAAGCUGCAAAACUGCUGGGUUCGAUGCACCAAGUCAGCCCUCACUUUCUGGAGCAAACUCUGGACAAGAAGCUGAUGUCCGAUCUCAGGAGGAAACGCACUGCUCAUGAGCGAGCCAAAGAACUGUAUGCUUCUGGAGAAUUUUCAUCUGGACGCCGGUGGGCCGAUGACGCUCCCAAAGAAAAGGUCGACACUUCAGGCGUAAACCUCAUCGACUCUGGAGCCUGUGGGGCUUUUGUUCAUGGCCUGGAGGAUGAGAUGUAUGAGGUGCGUAUCGCUGCAGUUGAGGCCUUGUGUUCUUUAGCCCAGUCGUCACGAAGCUUUGCAGAGAAGUGUCUGGACUUUCUGGUGGACAUGUUUAAUGAUGAAAUCGAGGAGGUGCGUCUGCAGUCCAUCCACGUGCUGCGGCAGAUCUCUACACACAUCACCCUCAGAGAAGACCAGCUGGAUACUGUCCUCGCAGUACUCGAGGACUCGUCGCGGGACAUUCGCGAGGCUCUGCAUGAGCUGCUGUGCUACACUAAUGUGUCCACUAAAGAGUGCAUCCAGCUGGCCCUCCUGGAGCUCCUGAAGAACCUCACCAAAUACCCCACCGACCGCAACUCCGUCUGGAAAUGUCUGAAGUUUCUGGGUGCUCGACACCCGACCCUGGUGCUGCCGAUUGUCCCAGAGCUGCUGAGCACACAUCCAUAUUUCGACACUCCAGAGCCGGACAUGGACGACCCUGCCUACAUCGCUGUUUUAGUUCUGGUCUUCAACGCUGCUCAAUCAUGUCCCACGAUGCCUGCGCUGUUCUCAGAUCACACGUUUCGACAUUACGCCUACCUACGGGACAGCUUAUCCCACCUCGUACCACACCUCAGGCUGCCGGGCAGAAAGCAGACGGCUAGUUCAGGUGUGGAGGCAUCCGGUGUGGGUUCAGGCAGUCUGGAGUCAGCACAGAACUUCCUCCAGGACAGUCUGGUUCGGGUCAGCGCUCUUCAAAACCUGGAAACACCUGGUGCACAGGAUCUGCUGGAGUUUACCAUCAGAGAUCUGCUGCGGCUGGGAGAGCUGCAGACUGAGUUGGCCGGAUCUGCAGAUUUCUGUGCCACAUACCUGCACUGCCAACUACUGCUAACUAAGGCUCUUCAGGAGAAGUUAUGGACCAUGGCUGUUCCUCUCUGUCUGAAACAGAACGCCAAAGUUUCAACAGCCACUCGACAGAUCCUGGACGAGACCUAUAAGCUGGAGUUCCUGUACAGCGGUCUAGAGACGCAGCAGAUCGCCACCAUUCACAACGUCCGGCUGCAAGCGAAAGCGCUACAGCUCAUCCUCACGGCUCGAUCCAAACGAGGAGUCGAUCGAGUUCUUGGUGUUUGUGAGAAAUUCCUGCAAGACGUGGAGUCAUUCCAGAGGCUCUUCAUGACAGAGUUGCCCCAUUUUCAGGACAGUUUUGUGGAGAAGCUUCUAGAGUUGAUGCCUCGGCUGACAGCCUGCAAACCUCUUGAUCUGGUCAAAAUCCUUCAAACCACACUGCGGCAGAGCAGAUGCAUCCAUCUCAAACUACCUGAGCAGAUCCACAGGGCAUCAGCAACGAUUAUUGAGCCGACGGGAGAAUCUGACAAUCCUCUGAGAUUCACCUCAGGUCUGGUGGUGGCAUUAGAUAUUGAUGCUACUCUUGAACAUGUGCAAGACCCACAGACAUCAGUCAAAGUGCAGGUUUUGUAUCCAGAUGGACAGUCCCACAUAAUCCACCCCAAACCUGGAGAUUUCAGGACUCCAGGACCAGGCCGUGUGCGACUGAUCACUCAGGUUUAUCUCUCACAUUCUGCAUGGACAGAGCCGUGUCAGAUUGAAGUGCGUCUGCUUCUGGCCUACAGCUCCAGCAGCAGUAAACUCUCCUCCUCUAAACCUGCGUGGAACGAGAGUAUGGACGGCCUGCCCACCAGCGAGAGCUCCAUCGAGGGCACAAUACACCUCAGCAAACCAGUCAAAGUGUUCAUCAUGCCCAAACCAGCCCGCCGCUGACACUGGAGCCCAGGCAAAACACACACAACCAGUCUAAGAUUUUUAAUGUGUAUUGUGCUCACCAGGACUGCAUUUAUUUGAUCAGAAAUACAGUAGAACAUUCUGAAUUAUUAUUACAAUUUUAAAUAACUGUUUUCUUAUAUAAUGUGUUUUUUAAAAAUAAACAUUUUAAUUUAUGUCAGAGAUUUAAAGCUGAAUUUUCUGCAUAAUUACUCCAGUCUUAAGUGUCACAUGAUGCUUAAGAAGUCAUUCAAAUAUAAGAAGGAAUAUUGUUAUUAUUAUUAUUAUUAUUAGUGUUGAAAACUGUUCGGCUGCUUCAUAUUUUUUUGUGGAAAUUAAUAUACUGUUAAAAAAAACAUUAAAAAUGUAAUAAUUUAUUCAUCAAGGAGACUUUAAAUUGUU